Messenger RNA from Saprolegnia parasitica CBS 223.65, 192 nucleotides. RefSeq lists its product as hypothetical. The transcript is spliced from 2 exons. The record is from RefSeq and is a predicted model, not a curated record. Bases 1 to 192 code for a protein of 63 amino acids. Lineage: Eukaryota; Oomycota; Saprolegniomycetes; Saprolegniales; Saprolegniaceae.
AUGUCUGCGAUGUUUCUUGAGAUUUGUGGUGAAUCGAGUCUCGAAACGUAUCCAGUGGGUUGGACUCGCGAGGCUAUUUCGGGACUCCCAGUGAUGUCCAAGAUCGAAAUUCUGGACGCUAAUGUAUGGUCUAUGUUAUCGACGCCACACGGACUACACAGACACUUGACUACUCACUUCCUGGAGCCAUAA